Messenger RNA from Glycine soja, 756 nucleotides. RefSeq lists its product as uncharacterized. The coding region runs from base 1 to 756 and encodes 251 amino acids. The record is from RefSeq and is a predicted model, not a curated record. Lineage: Eukaryota; Viridiplantae; Streptophyta; Magnoliopsida; Fabales; Fabaceae. Gene Ontology annotation, cellular component: chloroplast. The transcript has 7 exons.
AUGUCGAAGGAGGUUGUGAAGGCUAUUAUAGGUUUUGUUCCUCCUUCUCACAUGAUUAAUGAUCAAAAGGCUUGGACUAAGGAGAAAGUUUUGUUGCAGUUGAAGAAAUUGAAGAAUAGGUACAAGGUUGUUUCUAAUAUCCAUGAUUGUAUGCCUCUGUUUUAUUUCUCAACCUCGUGGAUCCAGACCAUGAGAUGGAUGCCUAGUGUUGGUUUAACUAAUAUGCUCUCUAUCUGUGACCAGAGACUAUAUGGUUUUGUCAUAUGCUUUGCUGUUGGAUUAACUUGUACGCUAUUGAUUUUUCGGUUAUCACAGGCCUUGAUAUCUAUUGAUCCUGCCCGUGCAAGGGAUGAUCCUGUCAUAGUGAAAAAUGUCCCUUACUAUAAGGCUAAGAAGGCUCUGGAGACCGAGGUUAUGAAGAUUGAUCCUCCACCAAGACCGCCAAAUUGCGGUGAGCUUGACCUUCCAUUGAAUGCAUCAUCUUGGAGUGAGGAGGAUCUCAAAGAUCCAGAUAAGUUCUAUGAAAUGAUUGCUCUUCUUAAUGCCCAAAGAGAAAUCUCUGAUAAGAUCUUGGAUGCACAGUGGGAAACUAAAUGGCGUCAGGACAAGUUGAAUGAGAUGUUGGAGGCAAAGGUGAAGCCAUACAUUCAGGAUAUAGACAAUGUAGUUCUUCCUGAGCCUAUUUUAUUAAAGCCACAAAAUCAGGAAAAGGGAUUUAUUGCAUCUGCCCUUAAUUAUGGACUCAUUACAUGGUGA